CAGUACACAAACACGAGUAGCCUAUCAACACUGAACUCAAUACACUUCACGCUCUCUCUCUUCUCUCUCAUCAUCGUCCAUGGCCGCCACCAGAGCAAUAGCAAUAGCCAGCAACUCAACAUGCUCCUUGAUCGCCAAGAAGCCAUUGACGCUUAACCAGAAGCACUUUGUUGUUGGUGGCCAUCAUCAUGCUCUUUGCUUCAAGACCCUCAAGCUCUCUCAUUCCUCUUCUAGAAGGUUCUAUACCUGCAGGGCCAUCUACAACCCUGACCUUAUCGUCAAGGAAGAAGGCCAACCUGAAACUCUCGAUUACAGAGUCUUCUUCGUUGACAAAUCUGGCAAAACGGUUUCUCCUUGGCAUGAUAUCCCAUUGCAGUUAGGUGAUGGUGCUUUCAACUUCAUUGUUGAAAUUCCAAAAGAAUCUAGUGCAAAGAUGGAGGUUGCCACUGAUGAAGCUUUCACUCCCAUAAAGCAGGAUACGAAGAAGGGGAAGCUUCGAUAUUAUCCCUAUAAUAUUAAUUGGAACUAUGGCUUACUUCCACAAACAUGGGAAGAUCCAUCUUUUGCAAACUCUGAAGUUGAAGGGGCAUUUGGAGAUAAUGAUCCAGUUGAUGUCGUUGAGAUCGGUGAUAGCCGGAGGAAAAUAGGCGAGGUUCUCAGGGUCAAACCCUUGGCUGCAUUGGCCAUGAUUGAUGAAGGGGAACUUGAUUGGAAAAUAGUUGCAAUUUCGUUAGACGAUCCAAGAGCUUCAUUGGUGAAUGAUGUCAAUGAUGUUGAGGAGCAUUUUCCGGGAACACUAACUGCAAUCAGGGACUGGUUCAGAGACUACAAGAUACCUGAUGGAAAGCCUGCUAAUAGAUUUGGGCUUGGCAACCAGGCAGCAAAUAAGGAUUAUGCACUUAAGGUCAUAACAGAAACCAAUGAAUCUUGGAGUAAACUUGUGAAGAGAUCCAUUCCUGCAGGAGAGCUGUCACUAGUGUAAAUGCCAGUUGCUAACUGCUGAUGCCACUGCUUGCUUCUGAUACAGUUCUAUUUAUGACGUAGCAAACUUUUUUUUGUUGUUGAGCUCCUCGGUUAUAUUUGUUUUGACAUCAAUGUUAUAUUAGUCAGGCUCAAGUUCACUAUAUUCUACAUUUUAUGCAGUCAUUCUUUGCUCU
Molecule: messenger RNA, 1157 nt
Organism: Arachis stenosperma
Lineage: Eukaryota; Viridiplantae; Streptophyta; Magnoliopsida; Fabales; Fabaceae
Product: soluble inorganic pyrophosphatase 6, chloroplastic-like
Exons: 6
Coding region: 80-982 (300 amino acids)
Biological process (GO): phosphate-containing compound metabolic process
Cellular component (GO): cytoplasm
Molecular function (GO): inorganic diphosphate phosphatase activity; magnesium ion binding
Source: RefSeq, a predicted model, not a curated record